Messenger RNA from Zasmidium cellare ATCC 36951, 1053 nucleotides. RefSeq lists its product as uncharacterized. The record is from RefSeq and is a predicted model, not a curated record. NCBI's taxonomy places the organism in Eukaryota, Fungi, Ascomycota, Dothideomycetes, Mycosphaerellales, Mycosphaerellaceae. The coding region runs from base 1 to 1053 and encodes 350 amino acids. The transcript is spliced from 3 exons.
AUGGACGAGAAGGAUUCUGCUAACAACGCGCCAUCACAGAAGAGAAGGACGCAGCAUGAUGAUUCCGCGCCCGACACAUCGAAGCCAUCCGCCGUCUUCCUUCCAGCUGGUGGACGAAGCCAUACUCUGAGCAUCGCGCUGCCCGGCAGCAUAAUAGCCAAUGCUCUCACCCACGACCAGAAGACAAGCUUGGCAGGACAGAUCGCUCGGGCAUGCGCAGUGUUCUGCGUCGAUGAGAUCGUUGUCUUUGAUGAUGGACAAGCCGAGAUUCGAGAUCCGGAGCAGGGAGGCUAUACCGCAUUCGCGGACCCCAACUUCUUCCUUUACCACGUCUUGACGUACUUGGAGACUCCACCAAAUCUCAGGAAGAGUCUCUUUCCCAUGCACCCGGAUCUUCGUAUUGCCGGUGCACUGCCCAGCUUGGAUAUGCCGCAUCAUCUCCGCUCAGAAGAGUGGUGUCAGUUUCGAGAGGGCAUCACGACCGGCGUUGGGAAUGGGAAUUCGACUUUGGUGGACUGUGGGCUGGGGCAGAGAGUCAAGAUCUCGGAUGAAGUCGAAGUGAACACUCGAGUCACAGUCCAGCUGCCAGAGCAGCGUCCUUCUAACCCCAAUGGCCCGAUCACCGGCGAAGCUGUAGCACCAGAGACUCCACGCGAACAGGCAGGCUAUUAUUGGGGCUACAGUGUGCGACAGGCGGCAUCACUCGGAUCCAUCUUCACCGAAUGUACUUUCGAUGGCGGCUACGAUGUCAGCAUUGGCACAAGCGAGAGAGGUUCGCCUCUGUCUGCCAUCCUCGAGUCGGGAAGCACAAGUUACGUGGAGCCGACCUGGAACCACCUCGUCGUGGUGUUUGGGGGCGUCACAGGCAUUGAAAUGGCGCUACGUGCAGACGAGGAACUGCAAGCUGCCGGGGUGUCAAAGGCAGAAGAGGUGUUUGAUUUUUGGAUCAAUUUAGUGCCUGGCCAGGGGAGCCGCACUAUCAGAACAGAAGAGGCUGUCUGGGUUGGCCUGACCGGUCUCCGAAAGCUGGUUGAGGACAGGAGUCAGCGUUGA